UCAGGUAGGGAGGCGUUUCUAGAAUUCAGAGUCGACUGUUGUUGAUGGUGGAAGUCUUGUAGGUCGUGCUGCUUUCAUGAUGUUUCUUCCCAACAUGCAGGGCGAUAUGCACUUCAAACCGACUCGCGACAGAUUCUACACGACAAGAUGUUGUGGGUGCUGCCAUGUUCGGACAGGAACUAUCAUCCUGGGGACAUGGUACAUGGUGGUGAAUCUGCUGAUGGGAAUUCUGCUGACAGUGGCUGUUACCCACCCUGAGAACGUGCCCGCCGUUAACCUGCAGUACGAGGCCAUCGAGCACUACCUGGCCUCCGACAGGAUGUCCGAAAAUGCCUGCGUGGGAUUCGCCAUCUCUCUCCUGAUGGUUACCAUCAGCGCCAUGAUGGUCUACGGAGCCAUCACUCAUCGUGAUGGGUGGCUCAUUCCAUUCCUCUGCUACCAGAUGUUUGAUUUCAUCCUCAGCUGUCUCGUGGCCGUCAGCUCUCUGACCUACCUGCCGCGCAUCAAGGAUUACCUGGAUCAGCUGCCGGACUUCCCCUACAAGGACAACCUGCUGUCUCUGGACUCCAGCUGCCUGCUGCUCUUUGUCCUUGUCUUCUUCGCCUUACUCAUCAUCCUCAAGGCCUACCUGAUCAACUGUGUGUGGAACUGCUACAAGUAUAUCAACAACAGGAACAUGCCUGAGAUUGCGGUCUACCCUGCCUUUGAAGCCCCCCCUCAGUACGUGCUGCCCACCUACGAGAUGGCCAUGAAGAUGCCUGAGAAGGAGCCGCCCCCACCUUACAUGCCCGCCUGAACAUCCCCCUGACCCUUCCCAACAGCCCCUAACCCCCCCGUCCCACACACACACACACAAACACACACACUUUUACCCCUCACCCCUCUCCACCCUUUUAUCCUGUCCUCCUCCCCCCACCUAUUCUACCCCA
Alosa alosa (allis shad) is the source of this 929-nucleotide messenger RNA. RefSeq names its product lysosomal protein transmembrane 4 alpha (gene laptm4a). The coding region runs from base 77 to 796 and encodes 239 amino acids. Lineage: Eukaryota; Metazoa; Chordata; Actinopteri; Clupeiformes; Clupeidae. The transcript is spliced from 7 exons. Gene Ontology annotation, cellular component: lysosomal membrane. The record is from RefSeq and is a predicted model, not a curated record.